Morone saxatilis (striped sea-bass) is the source of this 3808-nucleotide messenger RNA. It is a transcript of the gene galnt3, whose product is annotated as UDP-N-acetyl-alpha-D-galactosamine:polypeptide N-acetylgalactosaminyltransferase 3 (GalNAc-T3). The record is from RefSeq and is a predicted model, not a curated record. The transcript is spliced from 11 exons. Gene Ontology annotation, cellular component: Golgi apparatus. Bases 299 to 2173 code for a protein of 624 amino acids. Lineage: Eukaryota; Metazoa; Chordata; Actinopteri; Moronidae.
GAUUUUGACACGCAGAAGUCCUUUCUGCGCAAGCGCGCCAGCCCGUCUCCUCCCUCUACCUGAGAGGAGCGCACCUGGAUCCAACGAGACGGAAGUUUAGCCAAGGCAGAUCAAAUCUUUUUGUCUGCGAAAAGUUUCUUCGGAGUUCAAGCGAGCACACAGAAUCUCCAGUCGAAGCAGGAUGCCAUUCGGUGGAUAUUACAAGAACAAUUUAGAGUGCUUUUCUAACCUAAAUCUGUCGUUCAGCGACUCAUGCUGAAUCCCCGUCUAAAGUCAGCCUGCUCUCCAUUCAAGAAGAAUGGCAUCUCUCCGCAGAGUGCUCCGAAGGCGACUGCACCCACUUAAAUUGGCGAUAGUGGCCCUUGUCUUUGUCACAUUUGUGUUCUUCAUGCAAUGGGAAGUGGGAAGCCAAAGCCAGCAGGAGGACCCGUGGCUGAAGGAGAUGGCAGUGAAGCGGGACACCAUGCUGGGCAUGGUGAUGGGAGCUGUCAAUAACUUCAGGGAUGCGAUGCCAAAGAUGCAGAUCAAAGCCCCUGUACGUAAGCAGGACAGUGCAGAUGGCGUGUCCUGUCUGCCAGGCCACUACACUGCAGCUGAGCUCAGGCCAGCUCUGGAGCGGCCACCUCAGAACCCCCUGGCUCCUGGAGCAGCUGGAAAACCUUUCCACACGGACUCACUGAGCCCCGAAGAGCAGAAGGAGAAGGAGAGGGGUGAAGAGAAACACUGCUUUAACCUGUAUGCCAGUGAUCGUGUCUCCUUGAGCAGAGACCUGGGCGCAGACACAAGACCGCCAGAAUGUAUUGAGAAAACCUUCAAGCGAUGUCCCCCCUUGCCGACCACCAGUGUGAUAAUUGUGUUUCACAAUGAGGCUUGGAGCACUCUGCUGAGGACAGUAUACAGUGUCCUCCACACCUCCCCUGCUAUUCUCCUCAAGGAGAUCAUCCUGGUGGACGAUGCCAGCGUGGAUGAUGUGUUGAAGGACGAGCUGGAUGAGUAUUUGAAGCAGCUGAACAUUGUCCGUGUUGUCCGCCAGCGCGAAAGGAAAGGGCUCAUCACCGCUCGGCUGCUGGGGGCCUCCGUUGCCACCGGUGACACGCUCACCUUUCUGGACGCCCACUGCGAAUGCUUCAAUGGAUGGCUGGAGCCUCUGCUUGCCAGGAUAGCAGAGAACUAUACUGCAGUAGUGAGUCCUGAUAUAACCACGAUUGAUCUCAAUACUUUUGAGUUCAUGAAACCAUCCCCAUAUGGCCAGAACCACAACCGGGGAAACUUUGACUGGAGCCUUUCCUUUGGCUGGGAGAGUCUACCAGAUCAUGAGAAACAAAGGAGGAAGGAUGAAACAUACCCUAUCAAGACUCCCACAUUUGCUGGUGGGCUCUUCUCCAUCUCAAAGGAUUAUUUCUACCAUAUUGGAAGCUAUGACGAAGAAAUGGAGAUCUGGGGUGGUGAGAACAUCGAAAUGUCAUUUAGGGUGUGGCAGUGCGGCGGACAGCUGGAGAUCAUCCCUUGCUCCAUUGUUGGUCAUGUUUUCCGCACCAAGAGCCCCCACACCUUUCCCAAGGGUACACAAGUGAUUGCUCGUAACCAGGUGCGACUAGCGGAGGUCUGGAUGGACGACUACAAAGAGAUCUUUUACCGUCGUAACCUGCAAGCCGCGCAGUUGGCAAAAGAUAGGGCCUUUGGAGAUAUCUCCAAACGUGUGGACCUCCGUGCGCGGCUGCAGUGCAAGAGCUUCUCGUGGUAUUUGAAGAACGUUUAUCCAGAAGUCUUCAUGCCUGAUCUCAACCCACUCCGCUUUGGCUCAGUGAAAAAUGUCGGCAAAGACUCCUGUCUGGAUGCUGGAGAAAACAAUGAGGGUGGGAAACAGCUGAUCAUGUACCCAUGUCAUGGACUAGGAGGAAACCAGUAUUUCGAGUACUCCACACAUCACGAGAUUAGACACAACAUUCAGAAGGAGCUAUGUUUGCACGGGGCAGAGGGGCCUGUGAAGCUGGAGGACUGCCAGUAUAAAGGCAGGAACACAUUUGUAGGAGCGGAGCAGAAAUGGGAACUGAAGGACAACCAGUUAUUCUACAACCCUGGACGGAACCUGUGUCUGAGCGCCCGGCACGACCAUCCUACUCUGGCCCCCUGCAACCCCUCUGACAGAUACCAGCUCUGGUCCUUCGUCUGAGUUUUUCAAACUACCGCGUUACAAAAUAGCCACUCUGUAUGCAUAGGCAUACUAGGAAAUGAGUAUACUAUACUGUAUGUAGUUAACAUGCAGUUUGUUUUGUUUUAGAUUAAUGACAAUGAGUUUUAAUUUAUUUUUAUACGUAGAAAAACUGAACUGCUGCUGCUGUGAAGUUUGACUUUGGGAGAAACCACAGAAUGCCACUGCUGGAAGGAAGCAUUGGAACAAUGCUCCCAAUCAGACUGUGAACUGAGAUUUUUGGAAUAAUGAAGAUGCACUGUUUCCAAGUGCCUCCCUUGUGUUUGAGGUGUUUUCACUACUCCAAGUCUUCACAACCAACACAUGCAGUAUUAGGUACAUAAAGCAAACACUGAACAUUUUUUUUUAGUGAGACGUGAAUCUAAAACAAAAUCAUACAACAACAAAAAAGACAGUCGAUCAUUAUAAAUGAGAGGUUUAAGUUGGACACACACAAAUCUCAAAUGUUCAUGCACCAAAGAGACUCAAAGUGAAAACCUAAAACACACAAGUAUGAUGGGCAUUUUUCCUUUUUAAUAAUGCAAAACCUCUUUUUUUGCUACCGUCCAAUGCCUUAGAUGUAAUUUUCUACUGGGUGGGUGGAGUGGUGGAGGGAUGGGGUGGUGAGGUCGUUGCAGUUUUCUGAUGCAGAAUAAUGGAUUCUACAUAGUUGUGAUCGAAAGGGUCUUCAGAUCAAGUGGAUCUGCUUUAAUUAAAUUAUUUAAUGGGGUCAUUUCUUUUUUGUUUUAAAACUUUUAAAAUAUUUUAUUUCAAUACACUUGGUUGUCAGUUUAUUAGGUGCACCGAGCUAAAGUUAAUGCAGUCUAAUCCAACAGUCCUGCAGUAAAUCCUACCUUCAUGAAGGUUAUAAUGUUGAGUUUUUGUUUGGACCCCUUUUAGAGAGGUGUUGAUUCAACUUGAUGGGCAUUUAUAAGGCUGUAGUUUUUUUUUGUUUUGUAGUUAACACCUCCACUGCAACAAAAUACAACACAACAGCAGAAACUGGAUAUUUUAAUCAUUAAUUAUAUAAUUAUAAUAAUUAUAAUGACGAAGGAGGACUGUUGUAUUAAACCAUAUUAGUUUUAGUUAGAUGUACCUUAUAUACAGGCAACUGAGUGUAGAGACAUGAAGAACAAUAAUUUGAAUACCAGUUUGGACCUGCUGGUGAGCUGGCCCUUAAACUUAAAUUACAUACAAUUAGUUUGUUCAUGACAAAAGUGAAAUUGACAUUAUUGAUUAAAAGGCAUUUUAUUUGACCUACAGUCAAUGUUUUAUUGAACAUGCAUGCAGUCCAACGUCAUGACUGACUCUUUGUAAUUGCGGCGGUGUUUACCUGUGGGAUAUUAUUUCACUUGUCAUGCUUUGGUGUUUAUCAAAGGGGAACUUUUAAUAUAACAGGAAUGCACCGGAGUAACUAUUUGUUGAUCAAAUGCCUGAAACUCUCCCUCUACAUCUAACCAGGAGUCCACUAAUGAAUUUCUGGUGCGGGCACUAGUGUUUAGAUGGCUGUGGAAUACUGUAAAUUACUUUACGUUUGAGACUGGAUGAGGAACAGUUCAAAUGUGUAUGUUUGUCUAAAAUGGAAACUGUCUAUUGCUGUCAGAAAUCCUUGGUAUU